Messenger RNA from Vicugna pacos (alpaca), 1969 nucleotides. The record is from RefSeq and is a predicted model, not a curated record. Lineage: Eukaryota; Metazoa; Chordata; Mammalia; Artiodactyla; Camelidae.
UGCAUUAUGCGCCCCCCCCCAUUUUACAGAUUGGAACUCUGAGGCUCAAUCACUUGCCCAAGAGUUCUAUAUUAGUAGGCAUCAGAGAGGUCAGUUCCAGGGUACUUUCUCCUCAUCCCUAGGCCAUCCAAGCUCCCAAUUAGGUCUUCCUUCCUUUCUUACUUUCUCUCUCUCCUUUCUUUCCUUUCUUCCUUCUUUCCUUCCUUUUUCUCUCCCCUCCCUGCCCCAUCUCUCUGUCUGUCUUUCACUAAUUUUCUUAACCUUUACUGUGCAGCUGGUGUGUCUAGGCCCUAAGAAUAAGUUUACAACUAGGCUGAAGGGAGGGGAGUGGGCUUAGAUGUGAAGGUCGCUGAAGAGAGUGAUGAGCGUUCUUCGGGCAUACGGACCAGGGUGGGGGAAGAGAUGACAAGUUUUGUCCAGUCAGCUCCUGCAAGACCCCCUCUUUGAGAAGGCAGUGGAACACAGGGUCUUAGUAUCUUUACCACACCCUCCGGCGGGGAGAGAACACGCCUAGGGGAAGAGAUGGCAUAUACAGAAGUCUGCAGGCCUGAGGAUGACUGAAGAUUCAGAGGGAGGAGCUGGAGAAGAGGUAGGGAGAGCCCUCGCCGGCCUCAGCACACCGGUACCCUCUCUCCCUCCCUCCCUUCCUCUGCAACUAUGGUCUGGAAGAAACUGGGCUCUGGCAACUUCUCCAACUGCCCCAACGGCUCCCGCCAGUGGAUAUGGGACGUGUUUGGCGAGUGUGCCCAGGACGGCUGGGACGAGGCCAGCGUGGGCCUGGGCUUGAUCUCCAUUCUCUGCUUCGCUGCAUCCACCUUCCCUAUAUCAAGGCCUGCAAGACGGGCAACAUGGACCAGGCCCUGUCCCUGUGGUUCCUCCUGGGCUGGAUCGGUGGAGACUCCUGCAAUCUCAUUGGCUCCUUCCUGGCUGACCAGCUGCCCCUGCAGCGCCCUGCGCCCCCCGCGUCUCUUGCAGACCUACACAGCCAUGUAUUAUGUCCUGGCCGACCUGCUGAUGCUGUCCCUGUACUUCCAUUACAAGUUCAAGAAACGCCCCUCUCAGUGGUCUGCCCCCAUCAAUUCUGUGCUCUUGUUCAUCUUGGGGGUGGCUUGUGCCACCCCACUGCUGAGCAGCACCAGCUCUGUGGCUGCCCCGAGAGAGGUCUUCCGGGGACGGACGCUCCUGUCCGUGGAACCGGGCAAUAAGCCCUUCACAAAGCAAGAGGUCAUCGGCUUUGUCAUCGGCUCCAUCUCCAGCGUGCUGUACCUGUUCUCCCGGCUGCCUCAGAUCCGCACCAACUUCCUUCGGAAGUCGACCCAGGGGAUCUCCUACUCGCUGUUCGCCCUGGUGAUGCUGGGGAACACGCUGUACGGGCUGAGCGUGCUGCUCAAGAACCCCGAGGUGGGCCAGAGCGAGGGCAGCUACCUGCUGCACCACCUGCCCUGGCUCGUGGGCAGCCUGGGCGUCCUGCUGCUCGACACCGUCAUCUCCAUACAGUUCCUGCUGUACCGGGAUGUGGCCACCUCCUCAGAGCGCCAGUCACUCCUCCCCAGCUGACCAGGACCCAGGCCCAGCCCAGGAUGACAGGGACCUCCAGAUGCCACACUCAGGAAGGGAGAAGUCUGGGCAGUGAUGGUGCCCUUGGACUGAGCUGUGGAGGAAGCCAGGGGGCCUAGAAGUCCAGCCCAGCCCCUCCCCGCAACACCUCCGAAAGCUUGGAGCUGCCUCUUCGAGAAGCCCUGACUGAUUGCCUCUUCCUGGAGCAGGACGACCCUCUCUGGGGACUCGCCUCUCAGGGUCUGAGCAUCUGUCCCUGGGAGCCUAAUGCAGGGGCUGCCGCCGAGACCUCGCCUCUCGGGGGACAGAACGGCCGCCCUUGGCUCACCUACCUCACUCUGCCCGCUCAGCCCCGGGGAGGGCCCCGCUCCGCCUGGUGCGGCCAGGACUGUCCUAGUAAAUGCCUGUUCUC